Molecule: messenger RNA, 6680 nt
Organism: Mauremys mutica (yellowpond turtle)
Lineage: Eukaryota; Metazoa; Chordata; Testudines; Geoemydidae
Gene: CRYBG2
Product: crystallin beta-gamma domain containing 2
Exons: 24
Coding region: 1-6012 (2003 amino acids)
Biological process (GO): visual perception; lens development in camera-type eye
Molecular function (GO): structural constituent of eye lens
Source: RefSeq, a predicted model, not a curated record
AUGUCUCUCAGGGCCGAAGACCAGGCAGGCUCCUCACAGCGGGACCCCGCCAGAGCCAAGAAAGGGGGCGUCAGGAGGCGGCUCGCCCGGCUCUUCUCCAGAAGUGAGAUCAGCCUGACGGAGCUGCAGCGGAAGGAGGGCAUCAGGGAUGGCCCCAGCGCCCCAGGAGCUGCAGCCCACCAAGAUGGGAAAGGGAAGGGCAGGAGGAAAGAGAGGAGGAGCAAGUUGCGGGGGUCUUUGCAGAGGAUGGCCGAGGAGGACACGAUCUCAGCUGGGGGAAGACGCAGCGAGGAGCCCCCCCAUCCCAGCGGGCCCCAGAAGGCGUCUUCGAAGCUGCAUGCUCUCAGCUACUCGGAGUCUGACCUCUGGAGGAACGGCCUCCUGCGGACGUUUGGGACCCUGCCCUGGCGGAGGCGGCAAAGCAGCCAGCUGGAGCUCUCAGGCACCGACGCUGGCGGUACGGGUCAUCUGGGGAGCUCACUGGGCCAGUCCUGGCCUUUCGCGCGGCUACAGAGACCUGCGGUCGGCAGUGAUUUGGAUAUGGCAGGCCGGCUUGACCUGUCCUCUGCUGGGAAUCUGGCCGGAGAGCAGGAGACUCCAGAGCCAUCUGCUUGGCCCAUGGACACGGGGAAUUCGAAGCCAGCCACACCCAGCCAGGUGGAAAUCUUCACAUUCUUUGACUCUCUGCUGGACAAAGAAGAUGGGAGCUCCUGGGGAGAAUCUGUCUCCAUCGGCAGCACCUCCCUGGACUUCCCUGCCAGCCCCAAGAUGCAGGGGGAAGACUACAAGCAUCCAGCCUCCCAGGAGGAACCCAGCAGAGCCCCAGAGCCUCUGACAGAGUGGGCUGAAAGCCUUUUCCAAGAGUAUUUAGACUCAGGGACCUUCCGCCCUAAGGCAGCGGGACAGCCAGACCAUGUGAGCCAUGGCCAUAGGGAAUCUCUCUCUGAAGCGGAGACCUGUCCUUUGGCCAGUCCUUCCUAUAAUCAGAUCAGCAGGAUGGAGGAACCUGCAAUAGGCAGGGAAAGCCCGGAACGGCCUCUGGAGACUAUCCGGGGGGUUGAACCUGGCCCUGCCAAGAGGCCUGCGAAGAUCCGCUACGAGGUAAUGAUCACUCUGACCAAGGAGCAGGAAGAGGCUGUGAAGAGCAGAGCAGAGGAUCUGCCUGGGGUAUGUGGGAAUGGACUGGGUUCCCACGGAGCCGCGGAGCCAGCUGGGGAGGCAGGAGUUUCUCAGGGGGUUGCUGAGUUGCAGAAAAUGGAUGAGCAAUGUCAUGGGGAACCUGCCAGACCGGCUCCCCAGCUGGCAGCACGCAAGGAAUUCCAAAACUUCACGCUGCAAAGGGAGGGUACUGCUGGGGUGAGCGGGCAGGUCCGCCCAGUCCCAGGGUGCCUGGUGACACCGCGGCAAGGAUCAGUGCCCAGCCCCAGGCAGAGACGGGACUGGCAGGAACAGAGCCUGUCCCACUGCAGGGAUCUCUCGGGAGCGGAGGGGAGAGCCGUCCACGCAGCAGGGGCCCCGGCCAGCAGCGCCCCCAGCGCCUUCGGGCCGUGCAGAGACGGCGAGGAGGCCCAGUCAGAGAGAGCCGGUGACGCUGGGACGGGGCUGGACGAGAUGAAGAAGGCCGGUGGUAGCGCCUGCGCCCAUCCCCCCAGGCCGGGAAAGUCGACCCAGAGCACCUGGUUCAGCUGGAAGAAAGCGCCUGCUGAUCAGCCCGAGGAAGAGGCCAAGCCCUGCGUCCGCAAGGUCUCCCUGCUGUCGCGGAGGUUAGAGGCCGCCGCCAGCCCCUCCCGGGUGGCGAUGCUGCUGGAGGCCUGGGAAAAGGGGACGAUAGGCAGGGAAUCUGUAGACUUGCCUUCUCCAACAGACAGCAGCUGCUCCCGAUCUCCCGGCCCGCGGAAGGAUUUCUCUGAACACCCCCCCGUGUUCUCACAGAUCUAUUCGCCGGUUCAGAAGGAGACGAGGCCGACAGAGAGGGGAAAGCAGGCUGCUGAUAGCACUACAGUCACUGAAUCCCAGAGGGAUGGCCGCCUGCCCCGCGCUGCCAGCACCGCUAUACCCACUGGAUCCCCAAGAGAAAGCCACAUGCCCAGUGCUGGUAGCACCACUACACCCACUGGGUCCCCAAGAGAGAGCCACAUGCCCAGUGCUGCUGGUAUCACCACACCUGCUGGGUCCCCAAGAGAAAGUCACACGCCCAGUGCAGUUGGCACCAAUACGCCCAUUUGUUCCCCAGGAGAAAGCCACGGGCCCAGUGCUGUUGGCAUCACUACUGUGACCACUUCCCAAAGGCAAUGGCAUGUCCCAAAUGCUGGCAGCAUGACUGUAUUUAGAUCCGAAAGGGAAAUCCUCAUGCUCAAAGCCGGAAGCACUGUUGGGUUUAGAUCCAGAAGAGAAGUCAUUGUGCCUACCGUUGAGAGCACCAGUGUAAGCGAAUUCGCACGAGGGAGCGGCAUGUCUGUCCCUGGAUCCCCAAGCGAAAGCUGCUGGCAAUGUGCCGGUGGAAGCCUGGUGGCCCUUGGUGAGGCUGCUGGUAGCUCUGCAGCUGGAUCGCCGGGAGAAAGCCGCAUGACGCAAGCCAGCAGCACUGAUGUGAGUGAAUCCCAAGGAGAUGGGGACAUAUCUGAAACCGACGGCAGCCUGCCAGGUCUGGGCGGCACGGCCACAGCUGGGUCCGAAAUGGAAAGCAGCGUGCCAAGCACUGAGGGGGCCGUUUUAGCUGCACCCGGGACAAAGAACACAUCUCAGGCUGCUGGCGAACCUGGAAAUAGCACCCAAGCAGAAAGUGGCAAUCCAGAGCCUUUAGCUGGAGUGCAGCUGUCGGCCUCCCAGACUAAGGUCAGGGGAGAGGGGGAUGAACCAGCUCGGAACUCCGAGGGAUCUGCCCAAGAGCCAAACGGUUCAUCUGAAGAGACCAAGGCCUCCCCUGAAGCCUUGAGCCACGCCCAGCAAAUGGGGAGUCAACAGGAGAUGACAGAGGAGGACCCCGACCUGUCUGUGGACAUGGAACUUUUGGUGGACACCCUCCGCAACAUGGAGCCCUCCGAAAUCCGAAAGCCUCCCAAGAUCUCCCGGCUGUCGCGCUGUUCCUCGCGUGGAAAAUACGCCACCCUGCCGCCCAUUGAUGAGUAUCACGUCGCUCCCAAGUCCCAGGUUCCCUUCCCGGAGGCUCUCAGUGAGCUCUUUGGUCCGAUGGAAUGGAAGCAGCUGGAGGAGAAUGGACCGAAACAGGAGAACAUGGAUCCCUCUGAGGAGGAGGAAGAGGAGAUCGAGAACCCGUAUCUCAGUAAGGAUGAGAAACCACAGGCCAAAGAGGAGCCCAGGAAAGUUUACCCCUGGGAAAACAUGUCAACUGAAAUAGAAGAGAAGACGCUGUCUCUCCUGGGAAAGUUGAGGCAGCCCCCGGGGGAUGAGAAGGCUUCCAGGAAUCAGAGCAUCCUUUUCAACGCUAACAUCCUCAAAGGCGCCUCCCUGCUGAAAGAGCUCCAGGAGCAGAAGGCAGUCCCCACAGAAGACAAGCCCUACUCCCGCUUGGACAGCAGCCUCCUCUACAGACGGUACAUCUCCUCCGUGACGCCCCCGCUCAAAGCUCUGGAGAAGGAGCGAGAAGGAAGGAGCUCACCCACGCCAAUUGACCCGGGUCUGCUAAAUGCCAGCGGGCAGAGCUGGACGCCACCCAAUGGACCACAGUUGAAACCCUGCGAACAGCUGACCUCUGAGCCUUCCCCCGCUGGACUCCAGGAGAUGACAAGAGUCCUCUCUCUGGACCCUCAGAAGGCACCAGACACAGACAAAAACACUGGCCAGAUUCCUCUGCUCUUCGUGGAGGCUGAGCAGAAAAAUACUCCUCCCCCAUUGCUGGGUCACCCUGCAGCUGGGGUGAGUAAAUCCACACUACGCAGUCAGCAAGAGGCAAAGAACCCCUCCCCGAAGCUCAACGGGAGACCUGGGAAGAUCAUUCUGUUCUCCGAGUUGGGCUUCGCGGGCCAGAAGAGGGAGAUCUGGGGCGACGUCGCCGAUGCUACGUCCUGGGAGCUCUCCCACACCAUCUCCAUCCGGGUGGUCCGAGGGGGCUGGGUGAUGUACGAGAAGCCGCGGUUCCACGGGCGGAAGUGUGUGCUGGCCGAGGGGGAUGUGGAGAUCAACAAUCCAUGGACAGCCUAUGGGAAAGACGGGGAGGCGCCUGAGAACGCGCCCUUCCGCAUCGGCUCCUUCAAGAGGGUGGUGAGGGAUUACCGGAUCCCCGAGAUCAGUUUGUUUACUGAGGAGAAUGGAGAAGGCACAAAAGUGAAAUUCACGGAUUCCUCAGAAGACACCCGGCUCCAUGGCAAGCCCUUGAAGGCCUCUUCCAUCAUUGUCCACUCUGGCCUGUGGCUCAUUUACUCCAAACCUUUCUUUGAUGACGACCCCUAUGUUUUGGAGCCUGGAGGGUAUCCCAAUUUAAAAGCCUGGGGUGCGAAGGACCCUUCCGUCUGCUCUAUGCAUCCUAUUAAACUGGGCUGCCCUGCUGUAGAGAAACCUGGGGAGCCCAAGGCAGUGAUCUACGAGAAGGCAUGUUUCCAGGGCCAGAGCUGCGAAGUGAACCGAGACAUCUAUGCUCUGAAGAAGCAGGAGACCAGCCAGGGCCCUGUGAUGUCCACGGUGGGGUCUCUGCGCAUCCUGGGGGGCUGCUGGGUCGGCUACGAGAAGGAGGGGUUCCGGGGCCACCAGUAUCUGCUGGAGGAAGGCGAAUACCACGACUGGACGCAGUGGGGAGGCUACAGCGACGAGCUGGUGUCCUUACGGCUGAUCCGGACGGACUUCUCGGACCCGGCGCUGGUGCUCUUCGAGGCCAUGGACUUCCAGGAUGGGCCCAGUGUGGAGCUAAGCGAAGCGCUGCCCGACGUGGAGCUGGCCGGCUAUGGAACCACAACCCAGUCCAUCUAUGUGCUGAGUGGAGUGUGGGUGGCCUACGAGAACACGAACUUCUCAGGCGAGCAGUACAUCCUGGAGAAAGGAGUGUAUCGGAACUGCGAGGACUGGGGAGCCAGUGCCGGCCGGAUCGCCUCUGUGCAACCUGUCCUCCAGGUCGGGGAGCACAGUCUGUGUUUUGUCUCCAGGAUCCAGCUGUUCUCAGAACCCAAUUACCUGGGUGAUCACAUCUCCUUUGAGGACGAUCAGGUGUCCCUGCCGGAGGCCUUCGCUCCCCAGUCCUGCAGGGUCCAUGGAGGCAGCUGGAUCCUCUACGACGGCUGGGAGUUCGAGGGGGAACAGCACGUUCUAUCGGACGGCGAGUAUCCGACACUCACCGCCAUGGGCUGUGUCUCAUCCACGGCCAUCCGGUCGCUGCAGAAGGUCCCAAUUUUUUUCUCAGAGCCCUCGAUCUUCCUGCAUGGGCUGGAGUGUUUCGAAGGGAAGGAGAUAGAGCUGACCAGUGAGGUGCGGAGCCUGCAGGCUGAGGGCUUCAAUAACCACGUGCUGUCUGUGCGCGUGAAAGGCGGGAUAUGGGUGCUGUGUGAACACAGCAACUUCCGAGGCCGCCAGUGGCUGCUGGACUGUACGGAGAUCACCAACUGGCUGACCUACAGCGGGCUUCAGCACGUAGGCUCCCUCUACCCCAUCAGGCAGAGACGGAUCUACUUCCGGAUAAAAAACGCGGAGCUGCAGUUCUUCCUCUCUGUCCCAGACGACAUUGAGGACAUGAAAGCAGGACGCGUGGUGGUCUCGGACCUGAGUGACCAGAGCAGCUCCAUCUGGUACUACGAGGAGGGGCUCAUCAAAAACCAGGUUGCCCCCACCAUGAGCCUGCAGGUGAUUGGUCAGGCCGGGAAAGGCGCCAAGGUGGUGCUGUGGGCUGAGAGCCGAGUUCCCCGCCAGACCUGGAGAAUCGACUCUUUCGGGCGGAUCUGUAGCCAGAUGUUCGAGGACAUGAUCCUGGAUGUGAAAGGGGGCAGACUGUAUGACCGAGAUCACGCCAUCCUCUGGGACGUGGCUGAGGAAAGACCCACGCAGAUCUGGGACAUACAAGUGCUCUAAGAGCUUACAUUCAGGCCUGGAUCCUGUUGGAGGUGCCCCCAAGUGCCCCCAGCUCCUCCCAUGGUCUUUCUGGGUUAUCAGGGUUCCUUGCAAACUGAUUCAGAGGUGCUCCUACCAGAAAGUAUCCCCUGCCCUGGAAUGGAGCCUGGAUGGGCACAUCUCUGCAGCCGCUCCUCUGCCCGCUGGCCAUUCUAGGGUUGUGACUACUCCAGUUCAACCCUUCGUCAAUUCCAGAGAUUGCCUGGGAGUGGAGGUGGCACUGACUGUCCUGUUUCAGCAUUCAGGGGCUCAUCAGGACCCACCUAAACUAUAGCGAAUCACCCGUGUAGUGCCAUGCGGUACCCGUGUGCACACAUGUUGUGAGUGCGUGCAAUGGGCCAUCUGGAGUCCUCAGGCUCCGAGCCGGUUCUGGUGCGACUGAUUUGGGCUGUACAGCAAAGACUGAAACGCAGACUCCUGCCCUGUCAUGGCUUCCUAAGCCCCUGUAUUUAUGUGUGCGUCAGCUAUGAUCCUUUUUCUAACACCAGCUCUCCGGCUGGGUGCUCGGUUUGUACCACCAGUCGCGCUAACACACUCGUUGAGUUGGUCUCUGAGAUGCCGCUCAAUGGAUGGACGUGAGACACUAGGGCAGGGGUUCUCAAACUGGGGGUCGUGACCUCUCAGGGGGU